GAGUUUCUCAAGUGUCAGUCAGCCAAGGGAGGAGUAUACGCAAAAAUGCAGCUUUCACAACAGCCUAUUCUUUGUAGCCGAUUAAAUAGGAUUUUCCUCAUGUUAACGAAUUGAACUAUACUGUAUUUUGUCUCGGUUUGCUCUCUGUAUUUUCAACUGUAUUUUGGCGAGUAAAUGUGAGGAGCAUUUUCGACAGUAAACAUGGCGUCUUUGUGAUAGGAUGAGAAGCCCCGUGCCAAGGUUCAGGGACGUUGAGAGGCAGGUCGCCAGCCUGCAACCUGUGCAGUGUGAUCCUCCCUGUCAUGACAGACAGAAUACUAUGUGGUUCAUACGGGAUGCCUGUGGCAUCGUCUGUGCCAUUAUCACUUGGCUGCUCGUCAUGUUUGCAGAGUUUGUCGUGUUGUUUGUUAUGCUACUUCCCACCAAGAACCUCACCUACAGUUUAGUAAACGGCACCAUCUUCAACAGUCUGGCUUUUCUCGCCUUGGCGUCUCAUUUCAGAGCCAUGUGCACAGACCCAGGGGCUGUGCCAAAAGGAAAUGCCACAAAAGAAUAUAUAGAGAGUCUGCAGCUGAAGCCAGGUCAGGUGGUCUACAAAUGUCCCAAGUGCUGCAGCAUCAAGCCUGACAGAGCUCACCACUGCAGUGUCUGCAAACGAUGCAUUCGAAAGAUGGACCAUCACUGCCCUUGGGUCAACAACUGUGUUGGUGAAAAUAACCAGAAGUAUUUUGUGCUCUUUACGAUGUACAUUGCACUCAUAUCUCUACAUGCCUUGAUCAUGGUGGUCUUCCAUUUUUUGUACUGCUUUGAAGAUGAUUGGAUGAAAUGCAGUACUUUCUCACCUCCAGCAACUGUCAUCCUCCUCAUCCUCCUGUGCUUUGAGGGCCUCCUCUUCCUCAUCUUCACCUCUGUGAUGUUUGGCACCCAAGUCCAUUCUAUCUGUACAGAUGAGACGGGUAUUGAAAAGCUAAAAGGAGAAAUUCCACGAUGGGAGAAGAUUCCAUGCUGGGAGGGCAUGAAGGAAGCAUUUGGUGGUCCUCUGUCUCUGGCCUGGCUUAGCCCCUUCACAGACCUUUCAUGCAGAACUGAUGAUUCAACAAGCAUCCCUGAAGCCCCUCAGGGUGAAAUCAUAGAGGAAGAUGUCAUUGAGAUUCCUUUACGGCACUAAGACCACCAUGGCCAAAGUCCACUAUACCACCCCUACAAGAACAGAAAUACAAUGCAAACUUCCACAGAUUCAUGCAAGGUGCCGGUUUCUGAGAUGUAGCAUUUUUAUUUACUAUAAGCACAUGGGAAGUCUUGGGAAAGUCAUGGACAUUUUUAUUGGCCAGUCGCCUUGACUGACAGUCUUAACCUUCCAUUAGGACUGGUCUGGGCAGUGACCUUUUGAAAUAGAUAAAAACCAUACUGCUUUGGCUGAACACCUAAUCAAACACUCAUUGCGCCUCACUGUUUGUUGAGAUAUAUGGGUGCUGACAUGAUGGUUAGGUGGUCUUUUAUAUGGUCUCAAACACCAAUAGCUCUUGGUCAGAAAUCUGAACCAAUUGGUCAUUUCCCAAGAAAAAAAAAGGCUUUUUUUUAUAGUGAUUUUAACCACCUUAACUGGACGUUUACUUUAACUUAAAGCAGAAGGGGAACACUUAUAAAAAGCAUAUAUGUAUAUACAACAAAAAUAAAUCCAGGUUGCAACCUUCACAAAUCUAGCCAUAUUCCUUCAAAUAUUUAAUCAAGAAAAUUGGCUCAAUAUAAAUACUGUAUUCAGUUUUCAGUGCCUUAAAACAUCAACCAAAAAAACCCAUUGUAUGUCCCUUUUUUAAAUCCCAGUAUCAGAUGACCAGAAAAAAACAAAAAAAACAAAAAAACUUUUCCUUUGUAUAUAGUUCUCAGAACUUGGACCAUUGCCAAUUUGACCAAUAUUACAUGGAUGGUAUAACAGCAGUGGUCUCUCAAUUAUAACAAAUACAACUGUGUAAGUAAUAACUAUUGAAGUAAAUGUACAUUUUACCCACACACUAUAUGGUAAUACUAUUUAUGGAAGAAUAAAGCUGCCUCCAACUAUAUAUUUUUAGAGAAAGCGAUACAUUCCUAUUUAAAGAUUUUUAUUUAAAUGCUCUGACAUUAAAAUGGUUAUUUGGGAUUUAUCAUCACCUUCCAUAUUCUGAAAUGGCAUUUCUUUGGAAUAAUAACUAUCAUUUCAAACCUUAAAUUAUUUUACACUAGCUGUGUCUUCAUAUAACUACAUAAUGCAAAAAAAAAAAAAAAGUUCAUAGUUUUAAUAAAAAGGGAUGUUUACGCCAAAUGGAUCUUAAUUUCUGCUACAAUCCUAAAUUGAACUCAAAAUACUGAUUAGGUUUGAAAGGGGGUUCUUGAAUUGGGUUUCUAAACUGCUUUUCCAAAGCAGUAUGCUGUGGUACUAAGAGUUAAAUGAAAUGGUCCUGUUUGAAGGUGCACUGUAAACAACCGCCUACCAUGUAACAACAUGGAGGUUCUUCAGAAAAUAAUGAAGUUCUCAAAUGAGAACAAGUAACAUUAUCAACAGAUGAUCAACCAUCAUCACAGCAACAUGUUCUCUAGAUCAUAACUUUUUCAUUCCAUUCAAAACUCUAAAGCCUUGUACGUCCUCCCAUUUUAUGAGUUGUGUAUACAAGUAAUGGGUGACAUUCUUUCAUCAGUAACACUACAUUAUUUUACUAUUUACAGCAUUAGGUGUAAGUAACAAACCAUUAAUAAUUUUAAGAAUACGGUUGAAACAAAGGUAACAUUACCUAGCUAGCACAGCAUAGCUAACCUAGCUAGGUUAAUCUACCGAUUAUCCCUGUUAGCUAGCGAGCUAGCAUCGUUUUCCUUAAAAAUACGAUUUAAAAGCGGUGAUGGUCAGUUAUUAAUUUGUGAAGGUGUCAUUACAGCGAGAACAAAUG
Molecule: messenger RNA, 2918 nt
Organism: Electrophorus electricus (electric eel)
Lineage: Eukaryota; Metazoa; Chordata; Actinopteri; Gymnotiformes; Gymnotidae
Gene: zdhhc3a
Product: zDHHC palmitoyltransferase 3a
Molecular function (GO): palmitoyltransferase activity
Source: RefSeq, a predicted model, not a curated record